AUGUCGCUGCGGGAAGAGUGGGGUCGUCUAGUGGAGUCGGUGGCGGCGAUGAACUCCACCGACGCGCUGCCGCGGGACUUCACGCCCGCUGAGUUCCUCCCGGAGGGCCGCGAGGUGCCGGCGGAGUUGUUGCGGGAAGUGCGGGCCAACGCAGCCGCCUUUGAUGCCGCCGCCCGCGCACUCUACAGGCCGCAAAUGACAUUAGAGGAGGGAUUCCACGCCGCCCCCACACCUUCACAGUCACGAGGCGCGGAAGAGGACGGCACUGGCGGACGCCAAAACAACAAUACUACUACUACUAAUAAUAAUAAUAAUAAUAAUAAUAAUAAUACAAAUAAUAACAAUAAUAAUAACGGAAAUAAUGGUGGAUUGAUGUCUGAGGAGGGACCGAACUUUUUUGAGGCAUAUCAGACACACGCGGUGGCUAAGGGGAAUACAGACUCUACUGCGACAGUUCCAUUUGGUUCAACUGCAUCAGGCGUUGGGGUUUCGGGUGUUCCUCGUGCUUUUGGAAGUACGGCCCGUCUUGCUGCGGGAUUUCUCUUACCAGAAUAUUAUGCCCAGACCCAUCGCCAACCAGAUUUUAUUCCUAUCAUCCUUGUCCCUUCUUCUGUUUCAUCCAUAUUGCAACUCUUUAACAUUCGUGAGUUUUUGGAAAAGGGAGUUUACAUUGACCCACCAUCACUCUUUGUGGAUGCGGAAACUGGUGCGGUGAAUGUCCAGGAGAAUAAACCAGAUGCUGUUAUUGUUACCCCAGGAAGUUUUCUAGAUCCUCAGAAGUACACCGUAGCAUACAAAGUAUUCCGUGUUGUGGAUGAUCCCAAACAGGUAAAGAAUUGGCAGCACGUAUGUGCAUGCAUUGUAGAUGGACAUGAAUGGCAAUUCCGUGGUUGGUUCCCAAAUGAACCUACAGCUGUACCAGUGAGUGAACUGUUUCAGCGCGUGUGUGGGUUUUUACCUUACUUUGAAGAAGAGAAAUUGCCAAAAGCACUGCAGGAGUGGAAUGUUAAACCACUAUCCCUUACGCGUCGUGUAGUGAAGGCACAUGCGCACAUUCUUCAGGCAUCUGUCUUUUGGGAGCAUUUGUACACAUUCUUGGAGACACAUCCGUUCUUCAAGUUGUAUACAGUUCCACUAGAUUGA
This is a messenger RNA of Trypanosoma theileri, 1143 nucleotides long. Its product is annotated as parafibromin. Gene Ontology annotation, cellular component: Cdc73/Paf1 complex. The record is from RefSeq and is a predicted model, not a curated record. The transcript has a single exon. Bases 1 to 1143 code for a protein of 380 amino acids. Gene Ontology annotation, biological process: positive regulation of transcription elongation by RNA polymerase II; transcription elongation by RNA polymerase II. NCBI's taxonomy places the organism in Eukaryota, Euglenozoa, Kinetoplastea, Trypanosomatida, Trypanosomatidae. Gene Ontology annotation, molecular function: RNA polymerase II complex binding.